AUCAUAUUGAAACGUCAAAUUCAUCUUGAAAAUGUUUAUUUAAUAUUUAAGCAUUUAUUUUAUUUAAUUGUAACGUGCUCAGAGUUAAUUUUAUUUAAAAAUAUCGUUACAAUUAACAUUAAACUAAGUAAAAUGUCACUAGUUAUACGAAAGUCAACUAUAGAUAUUCUAUGUGCGGCGAAAUGGAUCGCCAGAAGAGAUUGUCGAGCUUUAUCAUCAGUGCCAGAAAAGGUAGAUAUUGGUGAAGAAGUAAAAGAAAGAGUACCAGGACGUAAGCCCCGAGCUCAUAAUCCUCUACUUGAGUACAGGCAUGUUUAUCCUGAAUUUCUCCCAGACCCAAAUCCGAAAUGGAGGAACAGCCUCCGUGAAAAGAUGGAACGAGCAGAUAUGUUAAAGAGAAGAAGUCAGAUUGAUAUACCAGAAUUUUAUGUUGGUUCUAUAGUAGCUGUGACAAUAUCAGACCCACAUGCUCAGGGAAAAACAAAUCGCUUUGUGGGUAUAUGCAUUGAUCGUAAAGGCAGUGGUCUCAGAGCUGAAUUUAUAUUGAGAAAUGUUAUUGAUCAUCAAGGAGUUGAGGUUAGAUAUGAAUUGUAUGAUCCAACAAUUCAAUCGAUACAAGUACUUCGAUUGGAGAAGAGGCUUGAUGAUAAAUUGUAUUAUUUGAGAGAUGCAUUGCCUGAGUACUGCACAUUUCCAUUAGAUAUGGACCCAGAGAUUCUUCCUGAAGGUACACCUGUGCCUCUUAAUCCUGUCCAGGUGAAAUUAAAACCAAGGCCUUGGCUCGAGCGUUGGGAAAGACAAGAAUUAAAAGGAGUCUCAAAUAUUGAAGAACACUUGAAAGAAAAAGACAGAGUUCGAAGAGAACUGAGAAAGACACCUUGGGAAAAAUACGAUUUGAUGAAACAGUACAGGAAAACAAUUCCAGCUGAAGAUCAGUCAGAGAUUUGGAAUGAAGUCUACAACCAGUUACAACAAAUGAGAGUCUCUCGUAAAAAGAUGUCGAGAAAACGUACAUUCGCCACACCCAAAACCCAACUUGCAUAGCUUAUUUCAUAUAAAUGUAAUAAAUUAGUCCAUACAUAGUAA
Messenger RNA from Vanessa atalanta (red admiral), 1086 nucleotides. It is a transcript of the gene mRpL19, whose product is annotated as 39S ribosomal protein L19, mitochondrial. The record is from RefSeq and is a predicted model, not a curated record. Gene Ontology annotation, molecular function: structural constituent of ribosome. Lineage: Eukaryota; Metazoa; Arthropoda; Insecta; Lepidoptera; Nymphalidae. The transcript has 6 exons. The coding region runs from base 133 to 1044 and encodes 303 amino acids. Gene Ontology annotation, biological process: translation. Gene Ontology annotation, cellular component: mitochondrial large ribosomal subunit; ribosome.